Messenger RNA from Phymastichus coffea, 2452 nucleotides. Its product is annotated as cytochrome P450 6k1-like. Gene Ontology annotation, molecular function: iron ion binding; heme binding; monooxygenase activity. The coding region runs from base 116 to 1651 and encodes 511 amino acids. The record is from RefSeq and is a predicted model, not a curated record. The transcript is spliced from 5 exons. Lineage: Eukaryota; Metazoa; Arthropoda; Insecta; Hymenoptera; Eulophidae.
CGCCAGUUGCAAUAAACUACUUGUCGGAGGAAGAAGUAAAUUUGAUCAGAUUUCGAACUACAUUCGCGUUAUAUUUUGUACAGAUAAUUUGUUGGAUAUUUGGUGCUAUUCUACAAUGGCCAUCGUAACAACAGACUGGACUCAAGAUUUAUUUUUAUGUGUAAUUUUACUUUUCUUAGGAUUUUAUUUAUACUUGACAAGAAAUUUCAAUUACUGGAAAAAAUUGGGCGUUAAAGAACUUACUCCGAGUAUUUUCUUUGGAAAUCUUGGACCGUGUAUUCUUGCGAGGAAACCUCCCUUAGACUUUCUUCAGGAAGCGUACCAAGCUGGCGAAGGGGAAAGGCUAUUGGGCUUCUAUGCUAUCGAUCAACCCUAUUUAAUAGUCCGUGAUCCAGAAUUCAUACGACAUAUUUUUGUCAAGGAUUUUCAUAACUUUAGUAACAAAAUGCUCUCAACAAACGAAAACGAUGUUUUAGGAAAGAACAGCCUUUUUCUCGUUAAAAAUCCACCUUGGCAACAUAUAAGACAAAAGUUAACUCCUAUAUUUACUUCGGGCAAACUUAAAAAGAUGUUUGAUUUAAUGCUGGAAAUUUGCGAAGAUUUUCAAAUUUACUGUGAUAAUUUGAAAAUUGACGACAAAAUUGGGAAACCCGUCGAAGUCAAAGAGGCUUGUGCGAAUCUUACUACUGAUAUCAUUGGUAUAACAGCUUUCGGUUUGAAAUUGAAUUCAUUAAUAAACCCAAACGCCGAGUUUCGAUCACAUGGAAGAGCUAUGUUCCGAAGUAGUUAUGUGCGCUAUUUGCAAAUGCUAGCUAUUUUCUUCGUCCCGGCAUUGCGGCGUUACACCAAUCCAAAGUUUUUCGACGACAAAGGAUCUGAAUUUCUAAAAAAUACUUUCUGGUACGUGAUCAACGAGAGGGUAAAAACCGGAAAUAAACGAAACGAUUUGAUUGAUCUUCUGAUUGAGAUAAGGAAAAAUCAAGAAAACAAUAACUCUGACACAUACAAGUUAGAAGGAGAUGCUUUGGUUGCUCAAGCUGCAAUAUUUUUUACUGGCGGGUUUGAAACUUCUUCGACAACAAUGUCUUAUGCACUGUAUGAAUUAGCAAGAAAUCCAGAUAUGCAAAAUAGAUUGCGAAAGGAUAUCUUUACUGCAAUGGAAAAAGAAGGUGGAAAAAUAACUUAUGAUUGGGUGUCGACACUGCCAUAUUUGAACAUGGUGGUACAAGAAAUUCUAAGAUUAUAUCCAGUAUUAGCAUGGUUGGAUCGACUUCCAGAAAAUGAUUACACUUUUCCUGGGACCGACAUAACUGUGAAGAAAAAUACACCUUUUAUCUUACCAAUGCGGGCAUUACAUAUGGAUGCGAAUUAUUUUCCUAAUCCAGAAAAAUUUGAUCCAGAACGUUUUUCUAAUGAAAAUAAAAACAACAUCGUUCCAUUCACGUAUUUUCCAUUUGGACAAGGUCCUCGAAACUGCAUAGGAGAAAGAUUAGGCCUUUUGCAAACAAAACUUGGUUUAGUCAACUUUAUCACUAGGUACGAAAUUAGUACUUGUAAACAAACACUAAUACCAAUGAAGUUUGAUAGAACAGAUGUACUUACUCAUUCCCCUGGCGGAAUAUAUUUAAAUUUUAGAAAACUUUCAAAGUAAAAAAAUUGUUAAUAUAUAAUUUCAUGCGAUGUAUACUUUAGUUAUAUAAUAAUAACACAGUUCAGUUGAAAUGAAAUCCUUCUUUACUGUCUUAAAAUUUUAUAUAAUCAUCUACAUAUUAUCGAGAGCUGUUUCUUUCAAAGCAAAAGAAUUAAAAGACAUACUUGCUAUAUUAUUAAAAGUAACAGAUUGAUAAUACUUUUGCAGUUAAUUAUAUGUUUUUUGCGCGCUCCCUCAUAUUGCAAGAGUACACCUCGAUUACUAUAAACACUGUGCGUCAGUUGUUAAUAUACCGAUUAUUAUAUAAUAUUUACUCAGACCGUAACUCGGGUUACAUUAGCAGCAUCCCGGCAGAACUGAUUAAGUCUGAAUUUCAUAAAAAUUGAAUUAACUGUGGAUUCUUAGCGUUUGAGUAUACCUUUCACAUGUGAAAAGUUCAAAAUUUAAUUAAAACUAAUAAAACUCCAAUGCAUAAUCGCGGUAAAUCCUGCCUAACAGAACCAAUCAUCUAACUGUCGGUUAAAAAAUGAUAGGCUUCAUACUUUCCGAGCGUGUAGCUCUGCGAAAAGAAAUUACACGAUGAUAUUGAAAAAUAGCGUUAAAGUUUUUUGUUUUGUGCGUCAUUUGGUUUGUCAUCGGUCGAUCGAGGUUAAUUAACAAAUUUGUAAGAGCGAUCAGAAGGAAAAAAAACACGAAAUAUUAAGAAACUUUUUACAAGGGCAACUUCCGAGACCUGCCGUUUUAUUAAAAAUCAAUAGAACAUUACGAAAAAAAAUUCUUCAUGUAGUUUAAAGCUUCUUC